Messenger RNA from Branchiostoma floridae (Florida lancelet), 2293 nucleotides. Its product is annotated as ankyrin repeat, SAM and basic leucine zipper domain-containing protein 1-like. The record is from RefSeq and is a predicted model, not a curated record. Gene Ontology annotation, molecular function: protein binding. The transcript has 14 exons. The coding region runs from base 88 to 1836 and encodes 582 amino acids. Gene Ontology annotation, cellular component: pi-body. Lineage: Eukaryota; Metazoa; Chordata; Leptocardii; Amphioxiformes; Branchiostomatidae. Gene Ontology annotation, biological process: piRNA processing.
UUCUGAAUCUUCAGAUAGGAGGCGCUUUUGAACUGCACCUGGGUCCUGGGUCAGUUCUCCAGUUUUCAGUUCUGGGAAACUUCAAGCAUGGCGUCCUUCAAAGCAAGACCAGCUGGGCUCGAGCUAGACUCAGAUUCAGACGAUGAUUUCUUCUUUUCUUCCUACAAGGAACAGCCACAGCUGUCUCCACCGUCCGGCAGCCUGUCCAUGAGCAGUGACAGUGCCGUCUCCCAUGAUGAAGGGAGCUUCACAUCAGGAGCGCCACCUGCCAAACCACCUCACCAGACAAGCCGGUCUCCCUUCGCCAGACAGAACAAACCGGCUGCCCCGCGGCCGCGGAAUGAGGACGGCCACCCCGUGUCCCCGGAUGACCUGAAGGUGGCUGUGAUGCGGGGUGACCUGAACCGUGUCAAGGAACUGGUUCAAGUUGGCCUGGACCCCGAUGUUGUCCUGUCGUCCAAGUGGACUCCCCUGAUGUAUGCUGUGCAGGGCAGCCACAGGACCAUCCUGGAGUUUCUACUGGAGAAGGGCGCAGAUCCAAACUUUCAUAAAGACCACUACAGUGUGCUGAUGUGUGCCUGCUCCAGUCAGCAGUCAGACCAGGACAUGCUGCCCUGUAUAGACCUGCUGCUGCAGAAGGAGGUGAACGUCAACACUCAUGAUAGAUAUCAUAUGACAGCAGUGAUGUAUGCAGCAAGAGAGGGGAAGGCAGGGGUGGUGCAGAGGCUCAUGGGACAGGGGGCAGAGGUCAACAAGCAGGACUCCAGAGGAUGGACGGCACUGUGCUGGGCCUCUAGCAAGGGCCAUAAGGCUGCAGUUCAGACACUGUUGGCAGGGGGAGCUGAUCCAGAGAAAGCCACCAUUGAUGGGGCGAGACCAGUUGACCUGGCAUCUGCCAGGGGGUUUCAAGAGAUCGUCAACCUUUUAGUAGGUGACAGCAGACCAUCUGAUCCUACAGGCUCUGGGCCUGUGGAGACAAGGCCUGUAGGGGCCAGGCUUGUAAUGACUGGGCCUGUAGUGACUGGGCCUGAAGCAGCAGGGCCUGUUAAUGGUGGGCCUGUCUCCUCUCGGCCUGUGAUGGCCUGGCCCUCGCCUGCUAGAGACACCAGUUCCAUGGUGAAUGGGGUUGGAAAUGGGCCAUCAGGUCCAGCCCUAAUGCUGCAGCAGACUGAUGAGAAGCUGUGCAGCCUGGUACAACAGGCAGGGGACAGCACACGGUCCUACACUCGGUAUGGGGACCUGGAGAUGUUCCUGUAUGGGCUGCAGCUGGGACAUCUGGUGCCUGUCUUUCAGGAACAUGCUGUAACAUUUGCAGACCUUUUGAAGAUCAAGGCCGAAGAACUAGACAAGAUGGGCAUCCGGCAGGUUGGAGUACAGAAGACACUGCUCGCUGCCGUACGGGAUGUUCACAAGAGGGACUGGGAGAAGAGCAGCCUACCACGCCCACAGGGCAAGGCAGGCAUCAGAUGUGACGAGGCAGUUGCAAUGCUGUCCAACAUCACCCGGCAUGUGAGCUACAUCGCCAGCACUGUGGCGUACAUCCAUGAGGAGCUGGACGACAAACCACACCUGAUGGACCCACGGGAGAAUGAGAACUCUGUGCAGUGCUUGAGUGAGCAGACCUCGGAUGUGCUGGAGACUGUGCGGGGCUUACAUGAGGAGCUGAGGAGCCUGAAAACUAGGCUAAUACAGAUGACGAACUCCAGUGACGUGGUGCCUGCAGACUUGGUGUUGGACCCGUACACAGAUCAGCAGGGGUCAGGCACAGUAGGACUGGUGCUGACCCUGGCUGCUGCUGGGGCCCUGGUGGGACUGUACUGCAGGAAGUUCUGGUAGAAACAUCAGAAACACAACAUCAAGGACUUUUGGAGUCUGUUUUACAUUUUGUUAUCACCUUAUGUUAUUUUUUGGUAUUAGCAUAUAGAAGUUUAUUUUUCAGACACAGUUUGAAUAUAUUUAUGUUUGAUCAUCAUCGGUCGAUGUGCUUACACAUGGCGGGGUUAUACCGCCCCUUACUUACAUCAAGUUUGAUACAGAUGUUCAUUGUGCCAAUCAUGUACUAGCACUAUGAUAUGUUGUGAUAUCAAACUAUCACUUCUCAACUUCAGUCGAGUUGUAUACAUGACAUAACUGUUGUCAUACUUGUGGAUAUCGAUAAGUUAAACAUGUAUUUCACAUUUGAUACUACCGCUGCUCAAUUGAGUAAAAAUGUGCCACAGAAUAUGAGAAAUCUUCCAUAUACUGCAAAUGAUCAACUUUUUCAGAUUUGAUGUAUAAUCAGUGAAGUUGCAUU